CCUACGAUUCCAAAUUACGUGCGCGGGCAUUGUUAAAGCUAAAAGCUAAGAUUGCUAACGCUGAAAGAGCAGCGUGUCCAACCAAACUCGUAACAAUAAACCUUUAACAUAAGGCGUCGUUGCACUCCUACGAAGUUUUCAGGAUUGGAUCCAUUUGCUUUUUCUUGAAAUCAACAGUUAUUCUUCACAUGGCUGCAUCCCAUAUUUAGAUGUUUAUUCUGGUCUAAAUUAAGGAAUUGGCACUGGAAGGACUAAGUUCUGGUUCUAGGAAUAGGAUAAGGAGGACUUCCACCGCUGUUUGUGAAAACAAGAAGUGAUCUUACAUUCUGCAGGUGCCCCUGUUCUGUGUCAGCAGUGCCCUCCGCUCAAACAACAUGUCUGAUGGACGCAUCUAUGUGGGGAAUCUUCCUACGGCUGUCACAGAGAGAGACAUAGAGGAUCUUUUCUUCAAAUAUGGAAAAAUUCGUGAAGUUGAAUUGAAGAAUAAUAGAGGCACCGUUCCAUUUGCCUUCAUUCGAUUUGAAGACCCGCGGUGAGUUUUGUGGAUGGUGUUUGGCCAGUCGAAUCACUUUCCUCUUUGUGGAGACCUUAACCUCUGUGAUACAGUGUCACACCUGGUGACGGCCAGCCGGAGUGGAUGGAGACUGGAAAUCCAACCAAUGUUCGCUAGGUGUGCUUUGGUAAGGGGUAUUUUGCUCUCUUCUCUUAGGGAUGCAGAUGAUGCUGUCUAUGGAAGGAAUGGAUAUGAAUAUGGAAACUCCAAGCUGCGUGUGGAAUAUCCCCGAGUUUCUGGUGGUAAACCUGGUUCAAUGGGAGGUGCUGGAGGAGGAGGACAAAGGGGAAGGUUUGGACCCCCAACUCGGAGAUCUGAAUUCCGAGUCACAGUGACUGGGUUACCAGCAAGUGGAAGUUGGCAAGAUCUGAAGGAUCAUAUGCGAGAGGCGGGAGAUGUUUGUUUUGCAGAUGUUCAGCGAGACGGGGACGGCGUGGUGGAAUUUCUCCGGAGGGAGGACAUGGAGUAUGCGCUGCGCAGACUGGAUCGGACGGAGUUUCGUUCACAUCAGGGCGAAACCUCUUUCAUCCGCGUCUAUGAGGAUAGAGGAAGUUCCAGUUGGGCUCCGGCCCGCUCUCGUUCCAGAUCCAGAGGUCGCUACUCUCCUCCCUACUUCAACAGAGGAUCUCCUCCUCCUCUUCCUCGCUACCAUUCUCCUCCUCGUAUGUUACGGCAUAGCCCACCUCCAAGGAGACUCCCUCCACAGCACCAUAGCCCGCCCCCUCGCCACUAUCGAUAAGAGGGCCCAGUGUUGGUUUGGUGGAAAUAUUUUGCAGUUCUACAUUUUUAUUAUUUUUCCCCCAAACUCAGGCCUCUUUGUAGAAACAAUAUUGUUGAUGGGUACAUUCCACCAAAAUUUCCCGUCCUCCCCACAAUUAUCUUUCUUUUAAAGACAUUUAAGUUUUAGGUAAUGAAAACAGGAUUUGGGUCUGGUUUUCUUUGGUUAUUUUUUGUUCCCUGUCUUAAUACUUGGAUGUUUUAUUUGUUGGGAAACAGUUAACCGUGACCACAAAUUGGGCAGAAAUUAGUACAUGACUAAUUAAACAAAUCACACAUCUCUGCAGCUUUCAGAUUGGUCAUUGUGUAAUCCUACAUUACAUUUAAGUAUCUUUGUCCUUGUUUUCACCCAAUCAUUUGGACCCGCAAGUUAGUGUUCCAAUUCACUUUUGACUGUGAGCCUGAUGUCUUUAUGUGUAAACCUUUGAUUCCAGUGAUCCGUAGCUGAAUCAUUUGUGUGUUUUUUUUAACCAAUAAAAGGAAAACUUUUA
Nothobranchius furzeri (turquoise killifish) is the source of this 1821-nucleotide messenger RNA. It is a transcript of the gene srsf9, whose product is annotated as serine and arginine rich splicing factor 9. The record is from RefSeq and is a predicted model, not a curated record. Gene Ontology annotation, molecular function: mRNA binding. Gene Ontology annotation, cellular component: cytoplasm; nucleus. Lineage: Eukaryota; Metazoa; Chordata; Actinopteri; Cyprinodontiformes; Nothobranchiidae.